Messenger RNA from Anolis carolinensis (green anole), 3417 nucleotides. RefSeq lists its product as uncharacterized. The transcript has 2 exons. Bases 151 to 1290 code for a protein of 379 amino acids. Lineage: Eukaryota; Metazoa; Chordata; Lepidosauria; Squamata; Anolidae. Gene Ontology annotation, molecular function: nucleic acid binding. The record is from RefSeq and is a predicted model, not a curated record.
CGGCUUGCCCCGCCCACUCUCGAGGGGCGGGGGAACGCGGAAAAGGUGGAAGCCCAGGAAGAGAUGGUUCCCGCGCGCUCAGAGGAGCUUUGCAGAGGCUAAUACAGGUUGUGAGGUCUGUUGGAAACUAGCUAAGAAUCACUAUUAAAUAUGGCCAAUCCCAGACUGACAUUUGACCAACGUAAGUUUGUACUGAAGUGGUAUUGGAAAACUGAAAAUGUCAAAGAGGUCCAGAGACAGUGGAGACAGGAAUUUCCAACAGGGCCUCCAACACGGGUUACAAUUGCGCGGAUACGAGACAAAUUUGAAACUGAUGGUACUUUGCAAAACAUACAAAAGCAGCGUUCUGGGAGACGUCGGACAUCAACAGACGACGAGAAAUCGGAAGAGGUGCUGCAGAAUUUUGAGCAGUCAUCAAGAAAAUCGCUACGGCAAAUGGCUUGUGAAACAGGAGUAUCCAAAUCGAGCAUUCAUCGAAUUUUAAGGCGUGCAAAACUUAAUAGCUGUAUUCCAAACCUAAUGCAUUCUCUCAAUGAGGAUGAUGCUGACUGUCGACUUGAAUUUUGUAAGUGGCAGACCUGUGUUCCAAGACUAGUGCAUCCCCUCAACGAGGAUGAUCCUGAUCGGCGACUAGAAUUUUGUGAAUGGUUUCAAUCAAGAGUAGCAGAAGACUCAUUUUUUGGUGACAAGAUUAUUUGGAGUGAUGAAGCUAUAUUCAAGUUGAAUGGCCUAGUAGAGCGACAUAACUGUACAUACUGGGACCCCAAAAACCCACACAUUACAGUGGAAAGACAUGUACAUUUACCAGGGUUGUCUGUCUGGUGUGGAGUAUCAUCAAAGGGUUUGGUUGGACCAUAUUUUUUUGAUGGAACUGUUACCGGCGACUCAUAUUUAGACAUGCUGAAGGGUUUAAUUAUACCAGGGAUUCUUCAAAUAUUCAGUGACAAUGAGUUUUAUUUUCAACAUGAUGGGGCACCACCUCAUUUUCAACAUGAUGUCAGAAACUUUCUUAAUGAGACCUUCCCAGAUAGGUGGAUUGGGCGAAGAGGCAGUGUUGAGUUCCCUCCACGUUCGCCAGAUUUAACACCACUUGACUUCUUCUUAUGGGGGUACCUUAAAAGUAGAGUUUAUGCCACAAAACCAAAUACACUUGAAGAAUUAAAGAUUGCCAUAGUAGAGAAGUGUUGCGAAAUUAGAAGUGAAACGUUAAGGGAGAUUUGCAAUUCUGUACUUCGGCAAUGUGAACAGUGCAUUGCUGCGCAGGGACAACUAUUUGAAUACCUUAUGUAAAAUACCUAUUUAAGAUUAAUUAGUAACUCUUAAUCAUUAUACCAUUUAUUCAAUAUCAGUGAAUUUACUUAGCCUUCAAAUCAUCAUAGGUACGAAUAGCUGCUUAAGAGUAUAUGCAGUACAUGUGCAUGUGUGUGUAUAUAUAGAGGAAGAAACUGGUAAAACCACAUUUUAAGCAUUGCUUGCCUAAGAAAACUACAAAAUUGGUUCACCCUAAAUCAACAGGUGAAUGUGAAGGUGGGCAUACACACACACAUACACAUAGUGCAAGCAUGGGAUUAAUUUGAUUGAAUCGGUUAUGUAAUGGAAGACUGAAUGUGAGUGUGUGUGUGCGAAAUCUUCCCAGAGGUUUUAGCUCACAAGGGAAGUGAUUUUUGGUAACCAGACUUGUUUCUUUAAUAUAGUGGUUCUCAACUUGUGGGUCCCCAGGUGUUUUUGCCUAGAACUCCCAGAGAUCCCAGGCAGUUUACCAGCUGUUAGGAUUUCUGGGAGUUGAAGGCCAAAACAUCUGGGGACUCACAGAUUGAGACCCACUGCUCUAUCAAUUCAAUACUAGCUGUUCACUAUAAAAAUCCGAGAUACUUGUACAUUCUCACUCCUACAACUGUAUAAAUAUUCUUGAUAACCUGAGGCUUUAAUAUCACUCUUACGAUUGCAUCAGAACUGGUAUCCAUGACAGCCGAUGCUAAUAUUUAAAUCAAUCUUAAAGUUGCUGCUAUAAAUCCAUUUCCCCCUCUCCUUUUUCUUCUUAUGCUGCAACAUACUAAGACAAGUAGCCUUUUGAAAAUGACAGAGUAAUUCUAAUGCUGCUUCUUUGCCUGCUGUGAUGGGGAAAAGCAGAGUGACAGCUUUCUCUUUCCAAUCAUUCUCCCAAACUUUCUCCUGGUUUAAUAUAAGCAGAAAAAAACCCAAGCCCUUAUGACAAGGGAGUGCAUUUUAUUUUAUUCCCCCUCCCUAAUUCUCAUAACGAUGCUGUGAUGUGAAACUGAGGGUGGGGGGUGACUAGUGCAGGCAUCCAGUGUUUUUCUGAUAUAGCGGGGGCUUGAAUCUGAAUGAAUCCUGACAUUUGCUUAUGUGAGGUCACAUAGGAUCACAUACACUCCCAUGUGACAUACCACAAAAUCAAUUUUCAAUUUUACUUACAGUUGAAAUAGUUUGCUGCAAGUUAUAAAGUGAUCUAUGUACUCAAAAAGAUGAUCUUCGUUGAGACGAUACAUCAGCUGAAUGGUAGCUGGAUGCAAAGUUUAUGUAGGUUUGUAUGUAGGCUUGUUUGGGUGCUUCUCCUCUGCCCAAAUUAUAAGCACAAAUUCCAAUACCGCUCAGCUAUUGCCUUGCGAUGUUUCAGGACAGAGCAAACAUGUAUAUAUGAACACAGACAUAUACAUGUACUUAGUUCUGAUUAGUUUUAAAUAAUGACCUAUGUUGCAUCAGAAAUAUAUAAAGCACAAAGAUGUUUGGCACAUUUUAUCAUUCAAAUGUAAAGUGUACGUGAUGUAUUAUUUUAGUAUUACAAUAGAGUCUCACUUAUCCAACAUAAACAGACCAGCAGAAUUUUGGAUAAGUGAAUAUGUUGGAUAACAAGGAGGGAUUAAGGAGAAGCCUAUUAAACAUCAAAUUAGGUUAUGAUUUUACAAAUUAAGCACUAAAACAUCAUGUUAUAUAACUAAUUUGACAGAAAAAGUAGUUCAAUACGCAGUAAUGCUAAGCAGUAAUUACUGUAUUUACGAAUUUAGCACCAAAAUAUUACAAUGUAUCGAAAACAUUGACUACAAAAAUGUUGGAUAAUCAAGAAUGUUCGAUAAGCGAGUGUUGGAUAAGUGAGACUCUACUGCAUAUGCUUUUGCUGCACUACUUGCCAUAUAAAAGGUACAACAUACUGGCUGAGAGAAAAGGAUUCAGAUUUUUAAGCCAAUAAGGAUGAAACUUGCUGGAUGUAUUUCAUAUUUCAAAAUGUCUUUCAAAGGCUAUAGCUGUCUACCUACAACUGGCUUAUUUUGCAGCAAUAUUAUUAGAAUUGUUGAAAUAAUGGUCAUGAAGUACUCAUAUUAAAUAUCAGUCUUUGUAUACUUUUUGGAAUAGAAGAAAACACACAGUGGAAAUAAAUAUUUGUUUUAUUAACACUUAAAA